AUGCCAGAAUUUAUUCGUCGUCGUUUAUGUUAUGGACCAAAGAAUGUAAUAAUGCGUGCUCAACAUUAUUUAGAAAAACAUAUUUCAAAUGUUAAAGCACAUUUAUUAAGAGCAUUAUGUCAAAUUGCUAUCAUUCAAAAUUUCGAUUUGGAAAUUGGCUUACAACUAUUACUAAAUAAAAUGAUCAUGUUACUUUAUUUCCAUCUUGGUGAUGAUAAAACAGGUAAAAAUAUAGCUACCUGGAUAUUUAAUCAAAUUCCAGCUGAAAAAAAUUAUUAUAAAAUAUUAGAUGCUGUAUUUGGUACUCAAGUUUAUCUUCAACUGAAUCGUUAUGUAGGGAAAAAUUGUCAAGUGGAAAAUUUUUCGAUUAAAAUUGAUGUUUCAUCUAAUAAUGAUGAAAAACUUUUUUUCGUUAAUUCAGAAAAUAUAAAUACAACACAAAUAUAUCAAAUAGAAUUAUCAGUUAAUGGAAUUAUUUAUAAAAUAAAUGGUAUUGGUUGUUUAAGUCCAUUUACAUUAACACAACAACUGAAACCAAUGCCAUGGCUAAAUGGAAUCGAACCUAAAACAUGUGUAACAUAUACACCAAAAUUAACAAAUCAAUUAUUAACAACAAAUUUAAAUAGUAUUUUUGUUAUUGAUACAGAAAUUCCAUCCGGUAUGUGUCUUACUGAUCGUCAAAUUGAAUUUUUAAGAACUUAUUCAAAAAAAAAGUACAUUUGGGCCUUCAACUUGGAUAUAUUGGGAAAAGACAGCGUUAAAAAAAUUAUUGUUGUAUUUUAA
Messenger RNA from Rotaria sp. Silwood1, 783 nucleotides. The record is from the annotation of a GenBank genome assembly. Lineage: Eukaryota; Metazoa; Rotifera; Eurotatoria; Philodinida; Philodinidae.